Messenger RNA from Syngnathus acus (greater pipefish), 1413 nucleotides. Its product is annotated as hydroxycarboxylic acid receptor 2-like. Gene Ontology annotation, biological process: G protein-coupled receptor signaling pathway. Lineage: Eukaryota; Metazoa; Chordata; Actinopteri; Syngnathiformes; Syngnathidae. The transcript is spliced from 3 exons. Gene Ontology annotation, cellular component: membrane. Gene Ontology annotation, molecular function: G protein-coupled receptor activity. The record is from RefSeq and is a predicted model, not a curated record. Bases 23 to 1111 code for a protein of 362 amino acids.
GAAAUCACAAAGACUUUGCCAGAUGUCUCGAUCGGACGGGGAAGCGAGAAGCACGCCGGCGCCCGGCACGCCGGCGCCCGGAGGCGGGUGCCCGCCGGUGGGCAUCCAGCUGGAGGGCAUCAUCCUGCCCCCGGUGCUGACGCUGGACGUGGUGCUGGGCCUGCUGGGCAAUGCGGUGGCGCUGUGGGUCUUCUGCUUCCGGCUCAAGCGCUGGAACGCCAACACGGUGUUCCUGGUCAACCUGGUGGCGGCCGACUUCCUGGCCCUGGUCAGCCUGCCGCUGCGCAUCCACGCCCUGCUGGCUGGCCGCUGGGUGUUUGGCGACGUCGCCUGCCGCCUCAACCUCUUUCUUAUGUUCUCCAACCGCACCGCCAGCAUCGCGCUCAUGACCGUCAUCGCCUUCUACCGAUACGCCAAGGUGGUCCACCCUCUGGGCCGCUUGACCCGCUUGAGCAAGCGGCAGGCGGGCGUCUUGGCGCUGCUGGUGUGGCUGCUGGUGAGCGCUCCUCGCCUGCCCAUGCUGGCCUACGACCACGUCAAGCGCGGCCGCGGCGCCCCCCAGUGCUUCUUCUUCACGUCCUACCAGGAGGCCUCUCGCGGCAUCGUGAUCCUGGUGGCGAUGCACCGCGUGCUGACCGUGCUGGAGUUCGUGGUGGCGCUGGCUCUGCUGCUCUUCUGCUGGGUGCGGAUUCGUCGCUCGCUCACGAGCCACCGGCAGAUGGGAGACGGCGGCAAGGUGCGCAAGGCGCUGCGCGUGUGCGCCGCCAUCGUGGCCAUCUUCCUGCUCUGCUUCCUGCCCACCAGCGUCACCACGCUGGGCCUGUGGCUGAGCCGCUCGCUGCGGCCGCACGACUGCGCUUCCUUCUACGCGCUCACCCAGCUCACCAUCGUCUCGCUGGGCCUCAACUUCCUCAACUCGGCCCUGGACCCCAUCCUCUACGUCUUCUCCAGCUCAGUCUUCAGGAAGGCGCUCCUGGCUGCCGUGCCCCCGCGACUGCGCCGCUGCCGGGCGUGGGACGCCGACUCGUCCGAGAGCGGCGGCGCGUCUCGCUCCACCGGCCAGGUGGAGCUUGGGACCGUGAGGCCGACCCCUGCCGCUGAAGCUUUGUGAGAUGCCACGCAAGCUCGUUUGCUCCUCGACAAAUCGUUCAAAGCGCGACAAUGCAAUCAUGCAUUUCCUAAUUAUUCUGAAAAAUCAUUUUAGGUUAUUUGAGGUAAUGUUUUGUUUCAGAAGUGUGCAGCUUUCACUUUCAAAAAAGGUCGCUGACUGAAAUCAAGCACUCUGAGCAUAGCACCACCAAGCGGACAGAUUGUACAACUACAUCAACACGUCAACUCUCGUCGUCUGUCUGCACGUUUUUGUUUGUCGAGGAGCAGCGAAAAUAAAUUCAACAGCAAGCGUGUCAAUCAAAA